AUCAGACGCCAUAACUAAGGAUUGUGUUUUUAUGAUCACCUCGUCAGGUUCUGCUCCGUACCUGCCUCCAUAACUACUAUGUUUAUUACAUUCUGUGCGCCGCAGUUGAUAUUCUAUAUGACCCGCCGAGGGGCUCGUCCCACAACCCCUGGCACAUCUCGGACCUGGGAGGCGCGUCACAUCCAAGCUCCGCCUCGAAUGUCUUACGUUGCCCAAGAGCCAUUGACCUGUAUUGACUUUCCCGUACCCAGUAUAGAACUCGCCUCAUGAUACCUCCGUCCUGAAUCUGCUCGGCCCUUCCCUCGCCGUUGUUAGACCGCCGGUUCCCUUUCCCCAUCCUCCUCCUCACAAACUUCCUCAGCUUCCAAAUGGCCGAUUCACUCCACAACUCCCGAAUACACAAAUGGAUCGCAUCGUCACCGCCCGUCGUUUGGGGCAUUCGACAACUGCGCGAACUCAUCAUUGGCGCCCUAAGACAGGGGCCAAUCCCUCAGCAUGUCGCUUUUGUCAUGGACGGGAACCGACGCUUUGCGAGAAACCAUCACAUUGAGACGGUAGAAGGGCAUAAUCUAGGAUUCGAGUCGUUGGCAAGGAUUCUCGAAGUAUGCUACAAAACCGGCGUCAAGGUCGUUACCAUCUACGCUUUUAGUAUAGAGAACUUUAAGCGUUCCAAGCAUGAGGUGGAUGCCCUCAUGAGCAUGGCGAAAGUAAAGUUGGAACAACUAUCAGAGCACGGUGCCCUGCUGGAUCGGUACGGUGCAUCUAUUCGCAUCCUGGGUCAGCGCAGUUUGGUCAAACCGGACGUUUUGGAAGCCAUCGACAAGGCUGUCGCCCUGACGGCGGGCAACAAAAAAGCCAUAUUAAAUGUCUGCUUCCCAUACACCUCCCGCGACGAGAUCACAACAGCCGUGAGGAAGACAGUCGAGACAUACAGCAAACCUAUAGGUGGACCUUCAACCCCAUCAAAGCGCCCAUUCUCCGAAACGCACAUAACGCAACACAUCCGCCAGCAAAUGCUCCAGACCGUGCCUGAAGAUAUGCCUGAAUUCCAGUCAUCACGGUCGGCUUCGCCGUCAUCGUCGAAGGACAACUCUAGCGCUGGGGAUGGAGAACAGUCUUCAACCACAUCUACAGCCAUCAACCCGUCAGAUCAUGAUGACUACGGAGGUACUGCUCCGGUUUAUCGGGACCCUGAGACGAUUACGGCCGAGACAUUGACUGACAAUAUGUUAACUGCUGGCGCCCCGCCGCUCGACCUUUUGAUACGAACGUCAGGAGUAAAGCGACUGAGCGAUUUCAUGCUAUGGCAGUGCCAUGAAAAAACUUCGAUAGUUUUCCUAGAUUGUCUGUGGCCGGAGUUCGAUCUAUGGCACUUUCUACCCGUGCUCGUGGAGUGGCAGUGGCAGAAGAAGAAGCUUCACGAGCAAGAACGAGGCCGCGGCCGUCAUGGAAUCGAUUGAGAUCAAGAGCUAUGUAAGAGCAGGGGACCGAGCCGCAACAACGCGUA
Messenger RNA from Westerdykella ornata, 1507 nucleotides. RefSeq names its product dehydrodolichyl diphosphate synthase. Gene Ontology annotation, cellular component: endoplasmic reticulum; lipid droplet; membrane. The record is from RefSeq and is a predicted model, not a curated record. Gene Ontology annotation, molecular function: ditrans,polycis-polyprenyl diphosphate synthase [(2E,6E)-farnesyl diphosphate specific] activity. The transcript has 3 exons. The coding region runs from base 369 to 1460 and encodes 363 amino acids. Lineage: Eukaryota; Fungi; Ascomycota; Dothideomycetes; Pleosporales; Sporormiaceae.